This is a messenger RNA of Ctenopharyngodon idella (grass carp), 2155 nucleotides long. It is a transcript of the gene mapkapk3, whose product is annotated as MAPK activated protein kinase 3. Gene Ontology annotation, cellular component: cytoplasm; nucleus. The record is from RefSeq and is a predicted model, not a curated record. Bases 426 to 1661 code for a protein of 411 amino acids. Lineage: Eukaryota; Metazoa; Chordata; Actinopteri; Cypriniformes; Xenocyprididae. Gene Ontology annotation, biological process: intracellular signal transduction; toll-like receptor signaling pathway; protein autophosphorylation. Gene Ontology annotation, molecular function: mitogen-activated protein kinase binding; calcium-dependent protein serine/threonine kinase activity; ATP binding. The transcript is spliced from 10 exons.
AGUCAAUGACGGGAACUUCGCAGGACAAAGACACUUUCUUUUUCAUUUCACACUUUUUAACUGGGACCUUUUUAACUGAACGUGAAUAUGACUUUUAUGAUUAGAUAACACUGUUUUUGAAUUCAUUCAAUUAUUUGUUACCUCUUAACUUUUAAUUUGUAACUUUAUUUAUGAUAAUCUUCAACUUGAAAUGUUGGAACCGGCAUUUUACUUACAUGUAUCUGAAUAUAAGCGACUUAAUUCUGGGAAAUGUGCAGUAAUUCUGUAACCAUAAGUCAUCACAGGAAUUCAUCAGCAGUGUAUUUUCGGAACAGCGUCACUCACUGACAGCGGGACCUGCGCGGAUAGUUUAUCUGUGGAUUUUAAAAUACCCUCUUGAGCGACGUUGAGUCUCUAAUACCUUAAUUACAUCUGCACGCUGAAAGAUGCUCCAGAAUGGAAAGUCUCAAACGGACAACGCGGACUCGUCUGAGCCCGAGCCAAAGCCCGAAGCGCAGAGCGAGAAGACAGAAGCGAGCGAGAGCGCCGCGUCUCCUCACCCAGAGAACGAGCCCGCAGACACCGACUCCACUCAGUUCCCUCUACCCGUCUAUCCCAAACUGGAAAUCAAGCGUCAUGCCGUGACUGAUGACUACAAAGUCUCCAGUCAAGUGUUGGGUCUGGGUGUCAACGGCAAAGUGGUGGAGUGCUACAAUAAGAAAACCGGACAAAAGUGCGCGCUGAAGAUUCUAUAUGAGUGUCCCAAAGCCCAGAGAGAAGUGGAACUGCACUGGCGAGUAUCCGGAGGGCCACAUAUAGUUCGGAUCCUCACCAUCUAUGAAAACAUGUAUCGUGGGAAAAAGUGUCUUCUCAUAAUUAUGGAAUGUAUGGAGGGGGGAGAGCUCUUCAGCAGAAUUCAGGCCAGAGGAGACCAGGCCUUCACUGAGCGAGAGGCCUCUGGGAUCAUGAGAGACAUCGGCACAGCCAUCCAGUAUCUGCACAACAUGAACAUCGCACACAGAGACAUCAAGCCAGAGAACCUGCUCUACACUAGUAAAGAAGACAUUGGAGUUCUCAAACUAACAGAUUUUGGCUUUGCUAAAGAGACUUCACUGCAUAACAUGUUACAGACGCCCUGCUACACGCCAUAUUAUGUAGCCCCGGAGGUUUUAGGACCUGAGAAAUACGACAAAUCAUGUGAUAUGUGGUCUCUGGGUGUGAUCAUGUACAUCCUGUUGUGUGGGUUUCCACCGUUCUACUCAAACACAGGACAGGCCAUUUCACCGGGUAUGAAGCGGCGUAUCCGCAUGGGCCAAUAUGAGUUUCCCAACCCAGAGUGGGCUGAUGUGUCUGAGGAGGCCAAACAGUUGAUUCACCAACUAUUGAAGACUGACCCCAGUGAAAGAUUGACCAUUGAACAAUUCAUGAACCACCCCUGGAUCAAUCAAUCCAUGGUGGUUCCCCAAACGCCGCUCCACACCACACGAGUGCUCACGGAGGACAGCGAGAUGUGGGACGAGGUCAAGGAAGAGUUAACCAGUGCAUUGGCCACCAUGCGUGUAGAUUACGAGCAGGUGAAGAUUAAAGAUUUAGAUGCCUCCAGUAACCCCUUGCUGAUCAAGAGACGCAAGAAGGCGGCGACAGGUGAGAAGAGUGGAGGAAGCGGAUGCAGUAGCCAGUGAGGGACUGGAGAUGGAGAAUAGACAGAUCAAUGACAUGAUGGAAAGUGCAAGAUCAGACAAAAGCAGUCAAGAACAAGAAUGAAAGCAGAGGGAGAUAGAUGGGCUCUCCAAAGAAGAACAGAAGAUGGAUGGCUCAAGGGAAAAGGCAAGAAAAGGAUUUCAAUGAUAAACAGAGGAAUGCACAUGUACACAGAGGAAGUCCUUGUUUCUACCACCAGCAGUGAAGGACUGAAAAAGUUGCUUUAAAAUCCUUCAUCUCUGUGUGUGUGUACUUUAUGUGAGUGUUCAUUAACUUUAUAUGUGUCUUUUUGUGUACUGAUCUAUUACUUGAUACGCACCUCUCGCACUGUGUAUGUUAUAUGUGUGUAUUUGUAUAAGAUGUGUCUCUAUGUGUCUCAGUUCUAUCAUGCAGUUCACUCCAGAGACUUCAUUUGUUGUUGUUUUGGGCUUUUGCUAUUGGCCCAGUUUAUUGCAAAUAAAAAAAAUCAGAGGAA